Athalia rosae (coleseed sawfly) is the source of this 3981-nucleotide messenger RNA. RefSeq names its product bumetanide-sensitive sodium-(potassium)-chloride cotransporter (gene NKCC). NCBI's taxonomy places the organism in Eukaryota, Metazoa, Arthropoda, Insecta, Hymenoptera, Athaliidae. Bases 284 to 3298 code for a protein of 1004 amino acids. Gene Ontology annotation, cellular component: membrane. The record is from RefSeq and is a predicted model, not a curated record. Gene Ontology annotation, biological process: cell volume homeostasis; potassium ion homeostasis; sodium ion transmembrane transport. Gene Ontology annotation, molecular function: sodium:potassium:chloride symporter activity. The transcript is spliced from 19 exons.
AUCGGCUGCUAUUCACAAUCAGACCGUCUCCGAAGUCCUACCAAGCGGUAACCUUCUCACUAAUCGCGCCCGGGCAACAAUUUUUAAAAUUAAUCUAUAAUCGGUAUCGACAAAUGUGAACAACACGAAUUAUCAAUUAUUAUUCUUGAUAAAUGUCCCGAUGAAACUAGAAGAUAAUAACCACGGUCUCCUCCGUGUCCGCUAAUGAGUAUGUUGACGUAUAACCCGCGAAGUCUGAUUAAACAGGAAGUAAACGAGCGAUAAAACAUGAAGACUGAACCUGAUGGAAGGCAAAUUCCAGAGCAGAAAUGCCGAAGACGGCGUCACCGGAAACUGCGAUCAGAACAGCAGAAAAUCUCCGAUAUCUUUGAACAUUUCCGGUCUUUCGGAUGUCGUCCCUAGACUCGAUCACUACAGAUUGAGCAGGAGAGCGAAGAGACCAUCGUUGGGUGAUUUGCACGAGGGUAAUCCUGUCAAGGAUACGAAUGUGGAGGCUGGUCAGGUUACCGGAGGUAACAGCUUUGUCGGUAUAAAAUUGGGAUGGAUCCAAGGUGUCCUGAUACCAUGUCUGCUCAACAUCUGGGGGGUGAUGCUUUUUCUCCGACUUUCUUGGGUUGUGGCGCAAGCGGGGAUCCUCCAGAGUUUGAUAAUAAUUGGUAUAUCUUCGAUUGUUUGCGUAAUCACAACUUUGAGUCUGAGUGCAAUCAGCACGAACGGAGAAGUCAAGGGAGGUGGUAUCUAUUACAUAAUAUCGCGAUCUCUUGGACCUGAAUUUGGAGCAUCGGUCGGGAUUGUCUUCGCUUUUGCGAACGCAGUAGCAGCCUCUAUGAAUACCAUUGGCUUUUGUGAUUCUUUGAAUGAGUUGUUGCGUGAAAAUGGUCUGCAAAUCAUUGACAAUGCUGUCAACGACGUCAGAUUGGUCGGAAUCAUUGCUGUGCUAAUAAUGAUUUUUAUCUGUGCUAUUGGGAUGGAAUGGGAAUCGAAAGCACAAAAUUUUCUGAUCGCCAUCAUAGUAGCCGCUAUCGUGGACUUCAUUAUCGGAACGAUAAUCGGACCGAAUUCCGUGGAACAGACGGCGCAAGGGUUUGCUGGAUUUUCAACGACUGUCUUCUCCGAUAACUGGACACCGGACUACCGAUUUUCCGAGGGUAAACAGCACACCUUCUUUUCCGUAUUCGCCAUCUUCUUUCCUUCCGUAACAGGCAUUCAAGCUGGAGCUAAUAUUUCUGGUGAUCUGAGAGACCCUGCGUCGAGCAUUCCCAAAGGGACGCUGCUAGCUCUCCUCAUCUCUAUGAUCAGCUAUGCCACAUUCGUUAUUUUUGCCGGCGGUGCGGCUCUGAGGGACGCUAGUGGAAUCGUGGUCGACGAGGUGAUCGCAAACUGUACAUCAAACUGUACUUACGGACUUCACAAUAGUUAUUCGGUGAUGCAACUCAUGUCUGUGUGGGGUCCGUUCAUCUAUGCCGGGUGCUUCGCGGCGACACUAUCCACGGCUUUGACGAACCUGCUGUCCGUUCCCCGACUUAUACAAGCGCUGGGAAUCGAUAAAAUUUAUCCCGGAUUAAUUUUUUUCAGCAAGGGAUAUGGCAAAGCCGGAGAACCUUAUCGCGGAUAUGUCCUCACCUUCUUCGUUGCAGCGCUUUUUGUUCUUAUUGCUAAUUUGAAUGCGAUCGCCCCGCUCAUCUCCAACUUCUACUUGGCAUCAUACGCUCUGAUUAACUUCUGCACCUUCCACGCUGCACUAGUGCGACCGUUGGGAUGGAGACCGACCUUCAAGUACUACAACACCUGGUUGUCUUUGGCCGGUUUCAUCUUAUGCGUCGCAAUCAUGUUCCUCAUCGAUUGGGUCAUGUCGCUCGUGACUUUCGUGAUUAUCUUCGCUCUUUAUCUCAUCGUGGUCUACCGGAAUCCGGAUGUCAACUGGGGUAGCAGUACACAAGCGCAAACUUACAAAACCGCUCUUUCCAUCGUGUACCGGCUCAACUCAACCGACGAGCACGUGAAAAAUUACACCCCCCAAAUUUUGGCGCUGACGGGACAGCCGAGUUCCCGACCAGCUUUGGUUCAUCUCGCUAAUCUGAUAACAAAAAAUAACGCUCUUCUGAUGUGUGGUGGAAUAUAUCCUUCUCGACUGUCGUAUAGGAUGCGGUCGACUCAUCGCCGAGCUGGGUAUACCUGGUUGAACCGACAUCGCAUCAAGUCAUUUUAUCACGUCGUCGAAGGUGUUGGUUUCGAAACCGGUGCUUCGGCACUGAUGCAGGCAGCAGGCGUAGGGAAAUUAGCACCAAAUGUUGUCCUAAUGGGUUACAAAACUCACUGGUCCAGUUGCGAGGGAAAAGAGCUUCAGGAAUAUUUCAACGUACUCCACAACGCGUUCGACAAUCGACUGGCUGUCGCCAUAUUACGAAUCGCGGAAGGUCUGGAUUGUUCUGUACCGGUAAACGGAAUUUUCGAAGAGGAACACGGUGCCUUAGCCCAAAGCAGUUACGAUUUGGCAGGGAAUGCGCUGAUGCACGCGGAUAGUAAUCUUUCGAUAAGCAGCGGGAUUCCACGGACUAACAGUGUCCCCAGUAUCGGAACGCAGUAUCUACCGAAUGAUAAUAGCAGCGUUAAAUCGAUUCACAAUAACGGAAGCGCCCGGGAUCAUUUGAAGAAUAAGAAAAAGAUAAUCACUGAUAAAUUGUUGAUUGGUAACGGAAUGUCCCCGGUACCCGAAUACAUGACAAUUUUCCAGAAGAAACACAAGAAGAGUACCAUCGACGUCUGGUGGCUCUACGAUGACGGAGGUCUGACGAUCCUGCUUCCGUACAUCAUCAGCACCAGAACCAACUGGGAGAAUUGUAAGAUGAGAAUUUUUGCCCUCGCGAAUCACAAACAAGACAUAGCUGCUGAGGAAAAAGAAAUGCAAGAAAUCAUGGCCAAAUUUCGUAUCAAGUACACUAGUUUGAAAAUGGUCGAUGAUAUCAGCGUCCAACCCCACGCUGACACUCAGAAAUUUUUCGAAACACUCAUCUCCGGCUUUCGAGAGAAAGAUGGCGUUGAAAAUACUGACUACACAGUCACCGAAGCAGAGCUACAGAACCUACGAGAUAAAACAAACCGGCAGUUACGGCUUCGCGAGUUGCUGCUAGAAAAUUCAAGUGAUUCGACGUUUGUCGUUAUGUCGUUACCGAUGCCGAGAAAGGGCGCGGUAUCGGCGCCGCUUUACAUGGCAUGGCUGGAAACAUUGACCAGAGACAUGCCUCCGACUCUUUUGGUCCGAGGCAAUCACACUUCCGUACUGACGUUUUAUUCGUAGUUCGCCGUCAAUUCUAGGUCCGAUUUUAGUCUAUACAUUUAUACUUCAUUUACGAUCGUCUAUUAUAUUAUAGAUACGUAAUAAUCGGCGUGCCCAUUUGCAGUGGAAGACUAAACAAAUGAGAACAAUGUCUUGGCACUGGCUGCCUACAAUGGGACUUGAGAUGAGACUGCGGUGUAAUGUUAGAUUCAUUUGCCACUCUAGAAAGAACGAGUCAAUCCUAAUUAUCUCUUGAUUCCAUGCAUAAUUCGGUCUUACUCUUAUGUUUGUAGAUUUCAUGAUACUACAGUAAUCAGUAUUAAAAAUUUAUUUAUAAGAUUAGAUAACUCCAUGGCACGUUCGUACAUCGGUACGAACCAUGAUUCCCGAUAUAAAUACUUAUGCAUAUUUGUACUUAAGGACUCAAGAAUUUCUAUCGAACUGACGCUGCGUGUUCAGUGGGGGUGCGAAAUUUUACGUGGCGCGAGUUUUUAACGUGUAUAAAAAUUAGAAAAUGUACCAGUAGAUUUUAUCAUUAGAAAGAGUACGAACUAACUAAUGAGGCACAUAGAAUUCAUAUUUUUAAUGUUAUGUAUACCGAACGCUAGUAUUUAUUUUUAUUACUUUACACUUCCGAAGAAAUAAAAGCAUCUGUAUUUUAUACAUAAAAAUAUAUCCGGUGAUCACGGAUACUGCGAAAUAAU